UCUCCUCCUCGGAAGUAGACGUGUUGUCUAUAUUCCGUUCGUUUUAUUUUUAAUAUCAGUUUGGAAGGAUCCCCUUCUUUUUUCUUCCCCCAGAUAAAAACAACACGUAAAUCAAGAUGGACGAUUAAAAAGAUCAUAAGCAGAUUUGCCUUUUAAUUUCACUUCAGUUUAAUGGACCGGAUGAUCGCCAAGUCAAACUGUGACCCUCACAGCUUUGCAGGGGAGGUAGCUGUAUCCAGUGGGGAGGUAGGCACAUCCAGGGGUUGUGAUGAAAUUUGCAGAACCCUUGGAGAGCCAGAGGUUGUCUUUUCUUCUGGAAAAGGCAGCCUCUAGGGAAGCUAAGAUGUGGAAGGUCUACGUGCCAAAAAACCCAUCCACACAGGAUACAGACAUCUCUCCUGCUCAGCGUGAUGAGGCGGUCCGGUGGCUCUCCGAUAUGCACAGCAGCCUCAGGCUUUAUCCAGAGACCCUCUCCCUGGCCAUCAGCAUUUUGGACAGGUUUUUAGCCAUCGUGAAGGCCCGUCCAAAGUACUUGCGCUGCAUCGCCAUCACCUGCUUCUUCCUGGCCGCCAAGACCAGCGAGGAAGACGAGCGUGUCCCGGCCCUGCGAGAGCUCGCCAGGACCAGCAGCUGCGGCUGCUCUCCAUCGGAAAUCCUGCGGAUGGAGAGGAUCGUUCUGGAUAAGCUGAACUGGGACCUGCACACUGCAACACCGCUGGAGUUCCUUCAGAUCUUCCACGCGAUGGUGCUGUUGUGCAAGUCGCAGUUCCUGGCCGGCCUGCAGGGCGUGAACCCGUCCCAGCACAUGGCCCUGCUCACCCAGCAGCUGCACCACUGCCUGGCCCACAGCUCGCUGCUGCACAUCAAGGGCUCCAUGCUGGCCCUGGCCCUCAUCACGCUGGAGCUGGAGAAGUGCUGUCCUGACUGGCUGGCUCUCACCAUCAACCUGCUCAAGAAAGCGCAGAUUGAUAGCUCACAGCUCAUCAGCUGUCGAGAGCUGGUGGCACGUUGCCUGUCCACACACCAGGCUUCCCUGCCUCCCAACACUGUGUACAUCUACCAGCCCCUCUGCCACAGCCUGGCGUCGUGCGAGUGGGGAGGCGUGGCCCCGCAGGAGUACCCUGUCCAUCCACCAGGCCAGCCUGCUGGGGACAGGGCCAGCCCCCGGAGCCCCGCCCCCGCCCUGCUCGCCCACCCCUCGAGCCACGCCCACCGCCACCUGCUCCACCUGCACUGCAAGGCCAGCGCCAAGCGCAAGGUGGAGGAGAUGGAGGUGGACGAGUUCUACGACGGGAUCAAGCGCCUCUACAACGAAGACAGCGUUCAGGAGGGGGGGGAGGGGCAGGGCCAGGCAUGCAGCGUCUCGCUGGCCCGGCAGGAAGGCAGCAGCUCGCCCUGCCCCCCCCUGCAGCCCGUCCCCGUCACCUAGAAGAGAAAGGAAAAAGGCCUUCUGUUACCCUCUCGUCCCUGCCACAGGAUGAAAACCGAGCCGCAGUCCAGUGCGUUAUCUCCAGGAUGGAUUGAACCAAAAAUACAAAAAAUAAGCUGCUGAUUCAUAACCAUUUUUGAGCACAAAUAGAAAAUGUUAAAAAAAACGACAAAAAAAGCAUAUAAUCUAAAAUUUCCCCUAAAAAAAAAAGUAGAACUACUUUUUUCCCCUGUGAUUUUUUUUCCCAUUUACAGUUGUCUGGCUUAAGUGCUCAUUGCAUUUCUCGCCUCGUUUAUUUUCACCAUGAAAAUGUUCUAGAAGUUUCAUCGCUUGAAAUGAGAUUUUUCUUUCCUCUUGCCAAAGUCUCUCACUGCAUGUUGUGUUGGUGUUGUUUCAAGUUAAUCACAGGACAUGCUUGAAAGAGUAAAACUGAGAAUGUGUUUUGUCAAAGUGUAGAAUUUGUGUUUAACUGCCCAGUUAAAAACCGUAAGUGGUGUGGAAUAAAUUCUGAAAUGUCGGUAGAGUAGGCUAUAUCACCAUUUAGGUUUGAUUUAUUUCACAGCAUUCCCCUGCACUUCCAUAAGCUGUUUUAUCAUUAAUACAGACAAAAUAUUCCUAUCACAAUUAAAGAAAAAGCAUUAAAUGUCAUUUAUACAAAGAAACAAUAGUAUUUCAUCUGAUUAAACUUGGGCAGUCAUAGUGCAGAUUCAAUUUGUGAAUCUUUCUAAAAACAUAACUGCAGAACAAAAAAAUGAAUAUACCAAAAAAAAAGCUUAAUUCAUUCACAUUUAUUUUGCUGUUCAUUCAUUGCAAGCUCACUGUUAAUGCAAAAAGCUCUUUCUUAUGCCUGGGAUUGAUAACUGCAUCUGUACUGCUGGACACCCUGUGGCACCAAUAAAAAGAAAUCAUCUGAUUU
Molecule: messenger RNA, 2345 nt
Organism: Anguilla anguilla (European eel)
Lineage: Eukaryota; Metazoa; Chordata; Actinopteri; Anguilliformes; Anguillidae
Gene: ccni
Product: cyclin I
Exons: 7
Coding region: 269-1429 (386 amino acids)
Biological process (GO): mitotic cell cycle phase transition; regulation of cyclin-dependent protein serine/threonine kinase activity
Cellular component (GO): nucleus; cytoplasm; cyclin-dependent protein kinase holoenzyme complex
Molecular function (GO): cyclin-dependent protein serine/threonine kinase regulator activity
Source: RefSeq, a predicted model, not a curated record